AUGCGACUACUACCGAGACGCCAAGUCUCUACUCCAACUAUCAUCGAUAAAGUUUUAAAUGCAUCGAGUGACACACAUUAUCAACAACAUGUACAACCCUUGAUCAGCUUUAUUGCUCCGGUAAAGUUUCUGAAUAAUGAAAUCGCGUGCGUAUCAAAUGGACUAACUAACUUGGAGCUACGAGUAGAAAAUGAUAAGGGCGAAGUUGUGUUUAUCGAGUCUGAUCUUCUUCGACGAUUAGGCAAACAGACUUUUGCACUUGCAUUGAUAAAUCAGUUUAAAAUUUUUCAAACAGUUGGAUACUUGUCAAAUUCAGAGGCGGAUAUCGAGUCUGACAUCUCCUGGCUACUAAGCAACGAAUCAAUACUUGAGUUCAUGAAAUUGAAUGGACUUUCAAAUUGUGUUUCCAUGAAUCGAGAACUAUUGGUAAACGAGUAUCUAACUCAUUCAGAGUUUGAAGAAAAGAAAAAGAUUGUACAAGAAGCUACGACCGUUGGAAGUUUCCACGCCUUGAUCGGAUUGGUUCAUUUCAAACCUCGGCCAGGGCUGCAAGAAUUGAUGAAUAAAAUAAUCAAUGGUAAACGUGGUGUUUUUAGCAUAUUAAAGCAAAGUGCGUGA
Molecule: messenger RNA, 618 nt
Organism: Lodderomyces margitis
Lineage: Eukaryota; Fungi; Ascomycota; Pichiomycetes; Serinales; Debaryomycetaceae
Exons: 2
Coding region: 1-618 (205 amino acids)
Source: RefSeq, a predicted model, not a curated record